CAUAACUUUUAUAUAUUAUGCGAUAGAGCGUGCAUGUUUCCUGCACAUCAAUAUACAUAUUCCUGUUAUUGCUUUAUUGAUUUUAUUUUAGGGGCUCCAACGGGGGAAAGAAUGGAAGAUAAUACAGAUCACUGGGUUUUCCACGGAAUGUACUAUCCACCUUUACUACGGUCAGCUACAGUCAAGAAGUUUAUGGUUGGUUACGAAAUGCUGGCACAGAGCCAACGUGAUUUGACACCAGAAAAAGCAGCAGACAUUCUGCGAAAACUGCCUGAAGAGCAUUAUAGUCUGAGUGAAGCAACCAGUAGUUGACAGCAGCUGUCACACAAAAAUUAGCAAUUUAUUAGUAUUUUUAAUAAAUUUUAUUUAUAUAUCAAAAUAAA
Messenger RNA from Nilaparvata lugens (brown planthopper), 383 nucleotides. RefSeq names its product galactose-1-phosphate uridylyltransferase-like. The record is from RefSeq and is a predicted model, not a curated record. The coding region runs from base 34 to 312 and encodes 92 amino acids. Gene Ontology annotation, cellular component: cytoplasm. Gene Ontology annotation, molecular function: UDP-glucose:hexose-1-phosphate uridylyltransferase activity; zinc ion binding. The transcript is spliced from 2 exons. NCBI's taxonomy places the organism in Eukaryota, Metazoa, Arthropoda, Insecta, Hemiptera, Delphacidae. Gene Ontology annotation, biological process: beta-D-galactose catabolic process via UDP-galactose, Leloir pathway.